AUUUUUGGGUCAAAAAGGACGGUGGGCGAGCGCCCCGUGAAACGAUCAGGGACAUUUCCGCCUGACGACUAGCCGGUCACGUGGUGAUGCUUAAACAUCGUUCAUGGACAAAGACCCGCGAUGUUCGUUCUUGAGCUUCAGCUUGGUUGACAUCCCUGAGCCAAAAACCAGAGUUGGACCCUUUAAGAGCCCGGAGUUAUUCUAGGUCAUAAAGAUUUUGAUCCGACAUGGUUUGACGCUUGGACUGCGCACGCCUGGCCGAGCGACCCAGCGAAGGUUGCUUGAGAUCACAUGCAGGCGUUCGAGUCCCAGCGUCUGCUAAUUAUUGAGCGAUUUUGAUACACAGGCGAGCAAACGGUGAGGAGAUUUCAUGAAAAGAGCUUUGAGGCAGAGGUGUGGAGGCCUCGGGUGGAAAUCCGUUGUAGACCCAGAUUGUGACACGGCGCACAGAGACGGCACGAGCAGGCUAGCAUGACCGCAUCUGAGACAGAGCCCGUUGGUUUGUAGCUUUGCAGUCACCGUGGUGAGGAAACCUGGAGGAAACCUUUCGUCCAGUUUGUUUGGUCUUGCUGUGGUCGAUACUGCGCCUCCAAGCGCUGAUCGUCAACCACCGCACUCGUUCAUACCGCGAGCCAGGACAAAUGCGGGAAAUCGCGCUUUGAAGUGUCGGACUCGAUUCCUGCCAGUGCAAUGCUGCGCUAUCUGAGAGCGUCUCAGCUCUAUCUCGCCGGGACUCUGGCGCUCCAUAUUCAGUCCCAGCAGCUGCGUCACCAGGUCUCAUAGACGCGUUCCUCCACAAAUCAGACCCUCCAUACCAUCCCCGCGUUAUUCGACGCUGCGUUUCUGGAUCGCCUACUCCCACCUUUUGAAUCGCCGAUGGGUACAUGGGCUGCAGAGGAGCACCAGGAGGGGCAUGGGAGUGGGACGAGAAGGGGGAAGUGGGAGAGCACUACGCUGGUAUACGGGUUGACGCAGAUUCUGGCGGCUUAGGAUCUCGACUCGGCAUGGAGCCGUACGCUGACGGCGGAUGGAGCGUCGGCGUUCAGCUCGACGCUGUCUUCCUUUCUGGACGCGUUUCAUUGGCUGGCAAUGGUCUUGGAUGCGAGCAGAUGACAGGCAGUCUUGAGCGGGCCAGGACUGAAACGCUCACCUGACCCUACCUAACCCUGCACAUUCUCUGGAAUAUGCGCAGCAUUCAUGAUGAGAAGAACGAUAAGGAGGCUUUCUACUGUGCCUUUGGAUGGGUGUAUGCGCAUCAUCCGCGCGCGGCCAUCGCGAAUCUGCCGCAGCUAUUGUCGCCUGAGUGCGUGCCGAAACGUGAUAAGUCAGCGUCCCACGGAUAUUGGCGGGAUCUGCUCAACAUCCCUGACUCCGCCACAACCGACGAGCUUGGUCCCGAGACACGACUGUCGUCGUUUUUGCAUUCAUGUGCAGGGAACGCGGGCGCUGAUCCGGAGAGAAAAGAGUUCUAGAAUGCUCUCGCACUCGACACCGAUCCCGUGGGUCUCAUCAAGGCUCGCCGUGCAUCGCGAGGUGCUGCGAAUCACGCUCGACUUGUCACGAAGCUUGCGGAGGAUCCGAAAUGCCGCGCUCUGUUCAUCGCUGUGGCUCCAUUGCCUGCCGAGUAGCUUUUCCAGGAGUGGCAGACCUUGUUGUGUGCGGAGAAGCUUGAAUCGGGGCCAGAGUGAUUUGCAAUGCUACGAGAGAUAUCAGUCGCUCCGAAGCAGGCCCCGUAGUCCAAUGGGCGCCCACGACCGGGUCACGAACAUCUGGACUGCAAUCGCUCAGCUGAUCUAUCAAACAAGGAGGAACCCGAUUCCUGAGAGGCUAUUUCCUACGAUGCUGUCCGCCGACCCCGACUCCCAUGCAGCAGCGGACGUUAUGUGUUCGUACUAUCAGCGCUAGGUGCUAUCUCCGUUACGCGCUGCAACACAGGUCACGCAGACGCUCGUGUCUUCGAACCUGUGGAUGGAGAUCCGAUAUUCGCGUGUGCCCUCGAUCCGCAUGAAGAACAAUCAUGAGUACUUCUCCGCGCAUGACCCCGAGUCCGAGAGGUUCCUGGUGUUGGUGGACCAGUCCCGGAAGGUCAUCAGCGAGGCGGCUCUACUUCCGUACCAGAUCGUCACCAAGAUCCUCCGAACGUCGCACCAAAUGAUUGGGAAGGGCAACUGAUACCCAGAGAUGCAGAGAGUGUUAGUGCAGCAGGGCGCUGUGUCGUUGCGGGUCAUGGAAGCACAAUGAAACGCGCUCGUCAGCAGGCGCGAUUAGGGAUCGCUAGACAGUACAGUCGCGGUCUGCGAUGUGUCCGUGUCCAUGGGUGCUCUUUCAGGCAGCCGCCGUGAUGUCGAUCCGAACUUUGCAGCGGUGCCGCUGCUGCUUUCACAGCUUGCACCUCCUCCGUUCGGCAAUGGCUUCAACAUGUGCUCGCAGAACCCUUACUUCGUGCGCCCCGAUCCACAAAAACGGCUGCACGAGCUGGCGCGCGAGAUGUCGCACGCGGAGUGGGGCAUGAACACGGAUCUGAAUGGCCUCUUCAGGCGCUGGCUCCUCCCGUUGGGGGUCAAGCAUCGCGUAAACAAGAAGGUCAUGGUCAAGCACCUCGUAAUGUUCUCGGACAUGCAGUUUGAUCAGGCAGAGACACCAGACGAUGCCGGCUGGAAUACAAAUCACGAGGCGCUGGAGCAGCUGUACGAGCAUUAUCACGUCGUUUUGGGAUCUCAGUCAACAUCGCGAGCGGCGUAGACACGACUAAAAGGGUGGCCCUGUUCUUUCCCGCCAUGCUCAAGCUGUUCAGGGGAGACGGUGAUGGGGGCGUUCCAUCCGUGGCAGGAGUCCCUGAAACCCGUCUUCACUCCCUUGGCUCUUACCCCAUACAAAUGCUCUACCCCCGAACCAAUCUUGUGUAUAUAACACGUCGCGCUGCUUCAUCAGAACUGUGCUCCC
Messenger RNA from Mycena citricolor, 2943 nucleotides. NCBI's taxonomy places the organism in Eukaryota, Fungi, Basidiomycota, Agaricomycetes, Agaricales, Mycenaceae. The record is from the annotation of a GenBank genome assembly.